Messenger RNA from Peronospora matthiolae, 129 nucleotides. The record is from the annotation of a GenBank genome assembly. Lineage: Eukaryota; Oomycota; Peronosporomycetes; Peronosporales; Peronosporaceae.
AUGCCGAGGAUGGACGGUCCACGAUUUCGGACCGGUCAGAUGAACCGCUCGAUUCGUACUUUGUCGGACGCUCAGCGCGGCGACCACCCAAUGGACGAGCGGAUGCGUGCAUGCCGAGCGAGCACUUAG